UAGCGGGCAAGAUUUUUUUUCAAAUACAGGUCUUGAAUUGGUCCCUUUCCUGAAUGCUACGAUUUGCAUGGUACUGCUGGUUUACAAGAACUCACUGGCAAGGUGUUAUUCUUGUCAAUAGUUAGUUAGGCUAUGCAAUUUAGAUGUACUUUUGUAAUUGUAUCUUGGGUUGUAUUUUAUUUGUUUUGUUUAUGUUUCACUUUUAUUAGUAACUUUUAUUAUUGUACCCUGUUGGUCAAAUUGAUUGAAAGGGGUAACCUUGUCAUGCCUAGGGAAUGCACAUUUUAAAUGUACCACUUCAAAGGUAUUUAUUUUGUUUGUCUCAACAACUUUAUGUGUAUUCAUGUAGCAGCCUCCUGAUGCGCAAUCUGCUUUUCAUUCGCGAUAGUGCUUGAAGUGGGCGUAACGUAAGUGAAAGCGGGGAAAGCAGUAACGAGACCUGCCUCUUUAAGUCGGUGUCAAAGCCGAUUACAGCUGAUCCCAACCGUGAUUCUGCCUCAGCGUCUUUCCACGACAAGGUUUUCUAAGCGUCCACUUCAUCACCCCAAGACCUCGCGCUGUGCAGUAGAAUUUAGGAUUUUACUUCCGCUCCAAACUUUCAUUCAGACAGGCAUGGAUUGUAUCCUUCACUCGUUUGGAUAAAUUGCUCGAUGGGCUCCUGCGGAUAUGAGUUAAACAGACCACUUCACUUCUUUGAGACAACUUUUGCAUACGUGUGGGUUGUAAGCUUCUGGUCACUUUUUAGAGGAGAACAGUAAAGGAGAGUGAACAGCUUCACUCGGCUAUGGUGUCUGAUAAAUAAAGACACUGUAAACGGGACGGAAAAUGCAGAAGAGUGUUCGGUAUAAUGAGGGGCACGCUCUGUUUCUCUCCGUGGUCGCGCGCAAAGAAGGCACCAAACGAGGUUAUCUCUGUAAAAAGACCACAGAAAACAGUCGGUGGCACGAAAAGUACUUUGCCCUCUAUCAGAAUGUCUUGUUUUAUUUCGAAAAUGAGCAGAGCACACGGCCGUCCGGAAUUUAUUUACUGGAGGGAUGCACAUGUGAAAGAGUCCCUGCACCCAAGGUGUCAACCGUGGGCAAGGAAACGCUGGAAAAGCAGCACUACUUCCUCAUCGUCUUUGGUCACGAUGGCCAGAAGCCCCUGGAGCUACGCACUGACGAGGAGGCAGAGUGUGACGAGUGGGUGGAGGCCAUCCAGCAGGCCAGCUACUCUGACAUCAUCAUCGAGCGUGAGGUGCUCAUGCAGAAGUACAUCCAUCUUGUGCAGAUCGUGGAGACGGAGAAGGUGGCGGCCAAUCAGCUGAGGACGCAGCUGGAGGACCAGGACACAGAGAUCGAGAGGUUAAAGGCUGAGAUCAUUGCGCUGAAUAAAACCAAGGAGAGAAUGCGUCCUUACCAAGUAAACCAGGAGGAGGAGGACCCAGACAUUAAAAAAAUCAAAAAGGUGCAGAGCUUCAUGCGGGGUUGGCUGUGCCGGCGGAAGUGGAAGAUCAUCGUGCAGGACUACAUCUGCUCGCCUCACGCCGAGAGCAUGCGCAAGCGCAACCAGAUCGUCUUCAACAUGGUGGAGGCCGAGACUGAGUAUGUGCACCAGCUCUCUAUCCUGGUCAACUGCUUCCUGCGGCCACUACGCAUGGCCGCCAGCUCCAAGAAGCCGCCUAUCAGCCACGACGACGUCAGCAGCAUCUUCCUCAACAGUGAAACAAUCAUGUUCUUGCAUGAAAUAUUCCACCAAGGCCUGAAGGCGAGGAUCGCAAACUGGCCCACCCUGGUUCUAGCGGAUCUGUUUGAUAUCCUGCUACCCAUGCUGAACAUCUACCAGGAGUUUGUGAGGAACCACCAGUACAGUCUGCAGGUGCUGGCCAACUGCAAGCAGAACCGGGACUUUGACAAGCUCCUGAAGCAGUACGAGUCCAACGCGGCCUGUGAGGGGCGGAUGCUGGAGACCUUCCUCACAUACCCCAUGUUCCAGAUCCCUCGCUACAUCAUCACUCUUCACGAACUCCUGGCCCACACCCCUCACGAGCAUGUGGAGCGCAAGAGUCUGGAGUUUGCCAAGUCCAAGCUGGAGGAGCUGUCCAGGGUUAUGCACGAUGAGGUGAGCGACACUGAAAACAUCCGCAAGAACCUGGCCAUCGAGCGCAUGAUUGUGGAGGGCUGCGACAUCCUCCUUGACACCAGCCAAACCUUUGUGAGACAGGGCUCUUUGAUCCAGCUGCCCUCAGUGGAGCGGGGGAAGCUCAGUAAGGUGCGCCUGGGCUCGCUCUCUCUGAAGAAGGAAGGGGAAAGGCAGUGCUUCCUCUUCACAAAGCACUUCCUUAUCUGCACACGCAGCUCAGGGGGGAAGCUACACCUGCUCAAACAGGGAGGCGUGCUUUCACUGAUCGAGUGCACGCUCAUCGAGGAACCGGACGCCAGCGACGAGGAAUCCAAGAACACGGGCCAGGUGUUUGGCCACCUCGACUUCAAGAUUGUAGUGGAGCCCUCAGAUGCCCCUGCCUUCACUGUGGUCCUGCUGGCCCCAUCCCGCCAGGAGAAGGCAGCCUGGACCAGUGAUAUCAGCCAGUGCAUUGAUAACAUACGCUGCAAUGGUCUGAUGACCAGUGUGUUUGAGGAGAACUCUAAGGUCACCGUGCCGCACAUGAUCAAAUCAGACACGCGUCUCCAUAAAGAUGAUGUUGACAUUUGCUUCAGCAAAACGCUCAACUCCUGCAAGGUCCCCCAGAUCCGCUACGCCAGCGUGGAGCGUCUGCUGGAGAGGCUGACUGACCUGCGCUUCCUCUCCAUCGACUUCCUCAACACCUUCCUGCACACCUACCGCAUCUUCACCACCGCCGCUGUCGUCAUGGACAAGCUGGCCGACAUCUACAAGAAGCCCUUCACCUCCAUCCCCGUCAGGUCGCUGGAGCUGUUCUUUGCCACCAACCAGAACAACCGCAGCGGGGGCGACCACAACAACGACAAGUUCUCGGGCCCGCCGCCGCUCUCCAUCUCCUCCCGCACCUCCUCGCCGGUGCGCAUGCGCAAGCUCUCCCUCAACUCCCCACUGGGCUCCACCUCCUCCUCCUGCACCAGGGUGCUGGACCUCUCCUCCUCCUCCUCCGCCGCUGCUGCCACCUCCUCCUCCUCCUCCACCACCACCACCACCCCCACCGCCGCCUGUCCUUCGGCCACCAGCAGCCCCACCUCGGCCACCUGCCCCAGCCCGGCGACCCCGACCGCCACCUCUCCACCUCCGCCUGCUGUCACACCCCCUGCGGGCGUAACCAAGCCCCCACUGGAGCUGAACCGCGCCCCUGCUCCUCCUGCCCCCUCCACAGCCCCUGCCGCGGGCACAGGUAUGGCCCCCUCCCCCACCUCGCCCUCCCCGGAGCAGCCCGGCGCCACCGAGGAGAACCCCGAGCUGCCGCGCAUCGACGCCUUCUGCGGGAAGCUCCGCCGAAGCAUCCGCAGGGCUGUUCUGGAAUCAGUGUCACUGGACAAGUUCAUUCCGGAGAGCCCUCAGGGCAGUGAGUCUGGCGAGAUUUCACCAUGUCGGUCCCCCUCCACACCACGCCACCUGCGCUACAGAGGAUCUGCAGGUCAGGUGACAGAGAACAACCGCUGCUCGGUGUCGCCUGCCUCGGCUUUCGCCAUCGCCACGGCAGCCGCUGGCCACAGCAGUCCACCAGUUUUCAACAAUUCAGAGAGGACAUGCGACAAAGAGUUCAUCAUAAGGAGAGCAGCCACCAACCGGGUUCUGAAUGUCCUUCGUCACUGGGUCUCCAAGCACUCACAGGACUUUGAGAUGAACAGCGAGCUGAAGGGCGGUGUCAUCUGCCUGCUAGAAGAGGUGCUCAAGGACCCUGACCUCCUUCCUCAGGAGAGGAAAGCCACCGCAAACAUACUAAGUGGUCUUUCUCAAGACGAUCAGGAUGACGCGCAGCUGAAGAUCGAGGACAUUUUGCAAAUGGCGGAGUGCCAUCGGACAGAAUGCUUUGAGUCCUUGUCAGCCAUGGAGCUGGCCGAACAGGUUACUCUGCUGGACCACAUCGUCUUCAGGAGCAUCCCUUACGAGGAGUUCCUCGGCCAGGGCUGGAUGAAGACAGACAAGAUCGAACGCACCCCCUACAUCAUGAAGACAAGCCAGCAUUUUAACGACAUGAGCAACCUGGUGGCCUCUCAGAUCAUGACCCACACGGAUGUGGGCUCCAGGGCCAACUCCAUAGAGAAGUGGGUGGCCGUGGCCGACAUCUGCCGCUGCCUCAACAACUACAAUGGCGUGCUGGAGAUCACCUCCGCGCUGAACCGCAGCGCCAUCUACAGGCUCAAGAAGACCUGGGCCAAAGUCAGCAAACAGGCUAAAGCAUUGAUGGACAAACUCCAAAAGACAGUUUCCUCAGAGGGGAGAUUCAAGAACCUAAGGGAGACUUUAAAAAACUGUAACCCACCUUGUGUGCCCUACCUGGGAAUGUACCUAACAGACCUGGCCUUUAUUGAGGAAGGAACUCCAAACUUUACUGAGGAGGGACUGGUCAAUUUCUCAAAGAUGAGAAUGAUAUCCCAUAUUAUCCGUGAGAUUCGCCAGUUCCAGCAGACGCCAUAUAGGAUAGAUCACCAACCAAAGGUCACUCAGUACCUUCUGGAUAAAACCCUUAUCAUGGAUGAAGAUACUUUGUAUGACCUGUCCCUUAAGAUCGAACCCCGGCUCCCUGCUUGAGCCCCGGCUACUUGUGUGGAGCUGCUCCUGCCAGGAGGGGCUAGGAGGAGGCCUGCUGGUCUCUCAGAGGGUGGAGAAUACUGGAACAAGAUGGAGGACUGACAACUGGACUGGGUGGAGUUAGGAAAAGUAGAGAAAGAGAGAGAGUGACAGAAGAUUGUCGAGGUGAAGGAUAGUGAUGAGGGAUGAUUGUAUGAGGGACGUCUUUAAGUGCAAACGUUUGCUGAGCAUUCCAGUGUAAAUGGCCAUUAGGAAGGAAAGGAUGUGAGACUCUCGUGAUAAAGGGAGUCUUAUCGGAGGAAAGAAAAUGCAUUUCAGACAUCAUUACCAUGAAGUUUUGUCUGAUAAGAAAGAAAAAGAAUGAGAAAAAAAUAAAAGAAAGAAGAAUGAAAUGUAGCAUGUACAGAAAUAACCCCAAAUGGUCCUUUCGGUUUGUACGCCAACUCUUGUAUGUCUAUCUGUUGUGCCAUUUCCAGCGGUAGCAGUAGUUCCCAGAUCUCUGCUUUUAAUGGGUUGUUGAAGUUGACCAGUGAAUCUGACUUUGCAUGAGCUAAACCGUGUGGAUGUAAGUAACCCUUUUCCAUUGAAAUCUAUCACCUUUAGUCCCAGGCAAGGAUUGCAGUAUGUAGGUGAUGACACAUCUACAAACAUCUGAAUGAGAUUUUUUUUUUUAAGUUCAAUUAAUUUUGCCAGGUGAAGCUUAAUGCAGUGUGAUUAAUGCAUUAAACAAACUCUUAUGAGGUGCCUUGUCUUCAAACCUAAUCAAAUUAUGCCUAUUACUCAUUCAGCACUGUUAACAAGUCUGAAUGAGAAUGAAAAAAGCUGCCAAAGCCACCUUAACAUGUCUAUUUUGGUAUUAUCUAAAGUAACUAGCAUCAAUUGUUCCCUCCACAAACAAGUAAACAAAAUCCAACAUCAGUACUCUAUGGACCCUUUCAAGAAUAAAAACAAAAACAAUGCUUGAACGUUCUAUUUGGGCCCCAAUCUACUUCCUCUGCAUUAAGAUAACAUAUGGAAUUUUAAAAAGGAAGUCUUGUGGGGCCAACUAUGAUGCUGAUAAUGGAACUCUCUUGAAAGGGUCCAUUACCACAGCUAUGGAUCUGUGUGGAUUCUGAAUAGCUGUAGUCAUGGCAAUGCAUGUGAAUGUAACAGCAGUGCGGUGUGUGUAGAGUAAGGGGCUAAUGACAUGGCCUUUCCUCUGGUAUUGAUCGCGGGUCAUUCCUAUCUGUUCCUAUUGGGAGCAGACAGGUCACUCUUUGAGAGGCGGUGCCUUUUUUUCAUGUGUCUGAAAAAGAAAAAAAGCCACAGGGAAACACUGAUGAAAGUUGCAUGGGGCUCGCUAGAGGCUUCAAAUGGCUUUUUCAUCCAAAGGUGCCACGAAGCCCCCAGUCCUCAGUUCAUGCGUGAGCAGGAUCUAUCACAAAGGGACCCAAGAUCAGCUAGAUUCAAUCCAAACAGCAAGCAGCAUGCUAAUCAAGUACAAGUGUAGCAGGUAUUUUUUUUAUUUUGGUGGUGAAGAGUAUUCUGGUCACAGAUUCCCGUUUACCUUCAAGGGGAAUGAACCAUUUAAAGUACUGCAUAUCAUUACUCCAAAGUCUCCCUCUAGUGGCUAGAGCAGGCCAGCACACUAAUGAGGAUUGAGCACCAAGAGGUGAACGCUGGCACUCUUGUCUUUUCCACUUCAGAGAUGAAUAACAGAAUAAUGCAUACUGACAUUAAUGUGUUAGGUGGUCACUGAGUCUUCGAGAAUAAUUUAUCAGUCAGUUGCAUGAAACGUUAAAGACAUAUUUGCAUGAAGGUUUUUUUUUUUUUGCAAGAACAAUGUUAUGCAUUUCUCUGUCACUGCUGUGUAUUUAACUUGAUCUCUCUAAAAUCCUUUAACCCUUAAAGGAGUACCAUCACACCGGUGUGACAGGAAUGUUGAGAAAUGAACGUUCUAAAGAAUAUCUGGGUUCAUUGAAUUCAACAUAGAAUUUUAGAACCUUCAAUUGUUGCGGAACUUAGAACGUUCAAAAACCUACACCUUUAGAAAAAGAAGCAAAACAAGCAGACGCUGCCUCAGUCCCCCAAGCAGUGUGUUAUUUGCUGUCAUGUUCAAGGUCUGGGCUGAUGAGGAAGGGUUGGCAUGGGAUAUUGUAAAAUACCACUGUAUGCAUCACGGAGAAUGAGUUAAUCAAAUAUCCACGGCCCAUCUCCUUGUUUAUGGCUGGGCGUCAUGAAGCAGAACCAAGACUGAUCUGUCCAAUGGUAAACUGUGCCAGAAUGUGGCGGCAGCAGGAAGGUCGCACUUUUUCCACAAUGUAGCGUCGCCUGUCUUAUGAGAUAAGUGUGGUGUAUUUAUUUGAUAAAAUAUUUAUUUGACCCUGUUUUGUAUAUAGUGCAUCCAACAUGAGUUUAUGAAAUUGUGUCACUUCUGUUGUUAUAUGAUACUUUAAUUUUUGCAAUCCAGUAUAAAUGAGCGUUCGACUCUGCAAAGUAGUUAAGAGAAAAAAAAAAUGUAGCAUAUUUUUCAUGGAUCUAUUAGAUUUCCUCUUCAUUUUUUAUCAGUUUUGUGUGAUGUAUAAUGUGGACACUGCGUUAUUGCUCAUAUACGUAGCAUGGUUGCAUGUCUGAUUUCCCCUGAUGUUUUGGUCUUCUGUGACACCUCUUCUCUUCUUUUGUAUUUUACUGUGUAAAAGUCUUGUCACGUUUCUCUCUUCUCUGUCUUCUAUGACACAAUGUACAGCUGAAGUACAGCAGUUCCAUGCUCAUGUAAAUUAAAAUGAAACAAAUCCAAA
Alosa alosa (allis shad) is the source of this 7478-nucleotide messenger RNA. RefSeq names its product Ras protein-specific guanine nucleotide-releasing factor 2b (gene rasgrf2b). Gene Ontology annotation, biological process: positive regulation of GTPase activity; Ras protein signal transduction. Lineage: Eukaryota; Metazoa; Chordata; Actinopteri; Clupeiformes; Clupeidae. The record is from RefSeq and is a predicted model, not a curated record. Gene Ontology annotation, cellular component: plasma membrane. Gene Ontology annotation, molecular function: guanyl-nucleotide exchange factor activity; protein binding.